Blumeria graminis f. sp. triticale is the source of this 4410-nucleotide messenger RNA. The record is from the annotation of a GenBank genome assembly. Lineage: Eukaryota; Fungi; Ascomycota; Leotiomycetes; Helotiales; Erysiphaceae.
AUGGUACUUUCUGAGGAGGGUGGUAAAAAUGCCAUCUUACACAAAGACAAGUCAGUGGAUCCAGAGGAACAGUCUACACUAACGAAAUCCGAGCUACAAAUAGCUUGCGACGAAGAUGUUAUAACGAAUAUUACAAAUCUGGGACAUUCUUCUCCAAGAAUUGGAGCUCCUAAUCUUAAUUCAAACAAUUUGACUGAAUAUAACAACAGUAAUAAGAAUCUCAUUCGAGAGGCAGAAAAAGUGGGCUUCUACUCACCAACCAGCGAUAGCCACAUCUACAGCGAGCAUAAAAUACCAUGUGACGAUACCUAUAUGGAUUCUAUAAACGAGGUUGAGCUACACAAGCACUUGAAUGAUGUUGAGCCUAGUUUCAUGCCUAUAGCAUCACCCACAAGUAUAAACAACACACUCGUCACCGAUGGGCCUUAUAUUUUUGACAGAUCCUCCCCUAUAUUGGAAUCCAGUCCUAAAGAUUGCUUUCCAUUGACCUUGACCCCCGGGCCCAAUACUUCGCGAGGCGAGAAAUUACGAUCUGAGACCACAAAUCAAAUAUCGCUAGACAAUUCUUGGAAUCCUCCCGUAAUUAAUGCUACUAUUGUUGAGAAGGAUUCCCGUAUUGUCUCAAGCACUGGAACAUCCGAAGUCAGCGUGAUCAAUGACAAAAUAAAUACUGAAGAACAAUACAAAGCUAAAAUAAGUAAACAAAAUCGCAGAGAAGUACCAGAUGAUGGGCCAGGAUGUGAAGAUUCUGAAGCAAGUAGCGAACACUCAACUAUACGUCAUCAUAUCUCUGGAAAAAACCUACGUAACAUGGGUGACAGUCAAAAGCGAGCAGAAGAUAAGAUACUACCAGAAAAAGGUUCCAAUCGACCCAAAAAAUUCCUACAAGUACGAAAUAUUAGCAGAAAUUCAUCUGUAUCAUCCCUCGAUGCAAUUGAUGUAGCACUUGGAGCAGACUAUGCAUUACAAUCGGGGGGAGCAGUUCCAGCGGUUGAAGUAUCAAGGCAGAGUAGCACUACGCUCUCGCGCUCUAUUUCUUUAGGUAGUAUAGCAUCUGGGUUUGACGAUUCUGCUGAAUACUUUAUCCAGGCUGCAGGUAAUUGUCUACCAUCUCUGACAGAGAGAGAAAAAGAACGAAAAGGUAACGAUGGGAUUUCGCCUCCCAAAACCCCAAGAGCUCGAAGCAAAAGCCUCGCACCGCCUACUGACACGGUCAUUGCGCGUCGCGUUCGAAAUGUUCAUGUCCCAGAAGCGAUUGUAAAAGAAUAUCGAUCUAAAAAUGGAAUGGCAUCUCCCGCUAGAUACUCUAGUACGACUGGCCCUACUCCAAGUAGAUCUGGAAAGAAUUUAACUCUGAAGGAGCAAAGUAGUAGUAUUGAAAGACUCUCAAAAGAAAAUUUUGACUUAAAACUUAAAGUUAUGUUUUUGAGUGACCGCCUAGAUAAGCUUUCUGAAGAAAGCGUAAAGGACAUGAUUUCGGAGAACGUUGAAAUGAAAACAAGUCUCGCAGUAAUGCAGCGUGAUAAUAAAGCACUGAGACGGAAAAUCAAAGAACUUGAGAAACAGUUGAAAACUGAGGAGGAUCGGCCAUCUACUUCGCAUUCUAGUAUAAACUCUGCCGAAACACCUAACUGGUUUAAUGAACAGGGAAACGGUCAGAUGGAAGAACUUAUGUAUCUACGCGAGAAGGUUGAAGAAUAUGUGACGGAGAUUGAAAAACUUCGGUCUGAAUCUAUCUCCCGAGAAAAUGAAAAGAGAAAUUUGGCGGAAAUAGUACGCCAGAUGGGCGAACGCAGGGGUCAUGAUUUAGAUACUCGUGGAGAAAUUGAUAUCUUGAAAGACUUGUUAGAAAAAGAAUCAGAUCGCUUUGAGCAAAUCGACGACGAGAAUAAAAGGCUAAGAGAAGAAAAUUUUUUCUUGAAAAUAGAAACAUCAUCAAACUCUGGCGAUAGGGGCCAUUCUCAUACUACUAUCGAGUCGCAAAAUCAAAAAAGGUCUCAAAAGUCGCCAAGAAGGCCUGCUUCGAGCAUGUCUGGAAGAUAUGAAAACCACAAUGACUCGAUUAGUGCUGGUAGUACGUUAGUUGACGAGCUCAAAAGAGAAAGCGAAAAAUUGAAGCACGAAAAUGCUGAGCUCCGCCGUGAAGUUGGAGCACAGACAUCUAUGUUAACAUCACGAAACCGAGAGAAGGAACGCUUGUAUCAAGAGAUUGAGGAUCUAAAACUUGAACAACGUCGAGGGCUAGCUGUAUCUGAUACCUUGCUUGAUCGUUCUUCGUCGAGAACUCAUCAAAGAUCUCUCUCAAGAGCUAGUAGUGGUACAAAGCAUACAAACAUCAACUGCUACGAGCGAGAAGAUUUUGAAAACAAAAAUGCUGAGCUUCGAGAUGAAAUUAAUCGAACAAAAAUUAAAUAUCAAGAUCUCCAACGAGAGCUUACAUCUUGUACAGAGGAUUUUGAAAUAGCAGUUUCUCAGAAAAUUGCGGUAGAAAAAUUUGCAACCGAGAUCCGGGAAUCACUAGAACAAGCUCAAUCAGAUAUGUUAACAAUGCAGGCCGAAAGAAAUGAAGCUUUGCAAGGUCAGGAAGAAGCAGAAACAAUGUUUGAAUCUUUACGAAGGGAGGCUCAGCAGGAGCUCGACUCCUUUGCUCUUUACCUAGAUGAAGCCAACUCUGAGAUAGGACGUUUACGUAUUGAACUUAGCGAUACUACAGAAAAUUUUAACUCUCUCCAAAGUGAGAUGCGAGAAAUGAGUCAAUCUCUCAUCAGGCUAGAAGAUGACCAGAGCUUUAGUGUCAAGCGCAUUCAAAACUUAGAGAAGGAACUUGAGGAGGCUAAUCAUGAGUUGGAGCAGUUGGAAAAGAACUUGGUAGAGGCGAAUGAAAAAGUCAGUUGUUUAACUGUUCAGCAAGAAUCAGGCCAAGGGGAAAUUGCAUUUCUUCGUGAGGAACAAGAAGGUGAUAAAAUCAAAAUUGGAAACCUUGAAGCUACAAUUAAAACUUCUGAGCUGGCCUUGGAUGAGGGGAAGGAAAGAAUCAAAGUGCUUGAACAGAGGCUUAGCAGUGAACGUAGCCAAAGAGAAGCUAUAGCAGGCAAAGAGAAGCAAGAAGUACAGCAGUAUGUCAAUCAACUCAAUUGCGAAUUAUCAAGUGCAAAGGACGAAGUUAAACGGUUGCGCAAGAAAGAUGUCGAGGCUGCAGAAUGGAAGCAAAAACUUGUUGAUCUAGAAGAGCAGCUUAGAAUUGCAUUGGGUGAAAUCGACGGCACUAGAUCCAGUUUUCUACAUUCCAUUGCCAAACUACACCAUGAACUCGAAGAUACAGUUCAUGACCUUGAUUCCGCUAAGGAGUCAAUGGCUCAAAAAGACCGCAUUAUCAAAGAUCGUGAUGAGCGUUUGGAAGCGAAUGCUCUAGAAGCACGUAAACUGGCAGACAUGCUUGACAAAGAACGUCAAUAUCAUCGUAACACCAAGCACCAAUUCGAGACAUUUCAAAAAACAACUCAGCAUACGACACGAACUCUUACCCAGCAAAAGACCCGAAUCACUGAAUUAGAAACUGCAAGACAACAAGAUCGUCGAAAGAUUAUUACAAUCGAAAAUCAGUUUAAAGAUCAAGUGGCAGACCGCAACCAACUUCUUCUUACCUUGUGGAGACGGCUAUCAGAUAUCUGCGGUAUUGACUGGACUCACGACAAUAGCCUUAUUAAUGGACGUGCCCUCCCAACUAUGGAGUCUCUGACCACAAUGUUUCCUGGCUUCUCGAAAAACAUAAUCAGUGCUGUGAAAAAAAUUGAGUCAGUUCUCACGGACUUCACCUCCAGGAUUCAUUCAAUCGAGAAAGAUUUAUGGAAAGAAUACCAGACACUUAUGGCAAAUCUUGAGGCUCGUACAAAGAGACUCGACCACUUAGAGAUCAGCUCUAGGGGUAUUAUAUCAGGCAUUGGUGGCGAUGGACGUAUAGAAAUAAAUCGAUUGCGAGAACAGAUCAAGACCAUGCAGACUGAAAUUUUAACCCUUCGUGCUGCCACUGAAGCCCGAAUGACUAUCCACCAAGACGGAACCACGAGCUCCUCUAUGGAAAAUAGUCCACGUGUGAAAAUGGGUGAUAAGGCGCGAAACUCGAAUAUUCGUCAGAAUUCGAUGUCGUUGGUUGAGGCAACCGACCAAAUAUGCCGCCAAAGAAACGAUAGUGAAUCGAGAGCUGGAGUAGACCGGGAUUACCAGAGCUACUCGGACCCUAAGUGGAUUACUCGUUUGUACGAACUCGAAGAAAAGUACAAAGCCGAGCGUGAAGCGCGAAUAAUGGACCGAACGGCAGCACGGCAAAGGCUAGAGGAGAAAAGCAAAGAUAACGAGGAAUUGCUUCAAGAGAUCGAAAAAUUGAGGGUUAAGAUGAAAAUGAGUAGGUAG